AUGGUGGAUAACGCUGCAGGAGGAGAUAUUGGUAAUAGGACAGCUGAAGAGGUCAAGAACAUAUUUGAGACGAUGGCAUCAAAUUCUCAACAAAAGAGUGCUAGAGGAGAAAGGAAGGCAGCCGUCAAUGAAGCUACGCCAAGUUAUAAUGUUACAAGGCAACUUGCCGAGUUGACUAGGCAAGUGGAACUUUUGAGGGCUCAUGCUAUUUCUAUUCUUAGAAGUGGCAAAGUGGUUGAUAACAAGGUAGAAUAUCCACAGGCUGAUGAAUCAAGUUCUCAAGAGGCAGAAUCAAGCAAGUCGGGAGAAAAGAAUGAGGAUGCAAAGAAAGAAGAGGAGAAGAAGGAUAAUGGGCUUCACAAAGCUGCUAAUCCUUACACACCACCUAUACCUUUUCCAAGCCGACUAAUAAAUGCAAAGCAAGAUCAGCAGUUUAAUGACUUUUACAAGCUGCUAUCAAAAGUGAAUGUGAAUCUGUCUCUACUUGAUGUGAUUCGGAAUGUUCCAGCGUGUGUAAAGUUCUUCAAAGAACUAGCAUCGAAUAAAAGGAAAUUCGCCGAUGAUGAGAAGAUUGUGGUGUCUGAAGUGGCAAGUGCAAUAUUGCAGCAUCAACUUCCACCAAAGCAGCGAGAUCUAGGAAGCUUUGUUAUCAAAAUUGCUUUGGGGAACGGGAAAGAGGCGUCAGGUAUGUUGGAUUUGGGAGCAGGUGUUAAUCUAAUGCCAUUUUCUAUAUUUGAGCAACUUGAAUUAGGGGAUCUUAAACCUACUCGUUUGUGUUUGCAAUUAGCUUAUAGGUCUGUUCGGUAUCCUAAAGGGAUUGUCGAAGAUAUAUUAGUUAAAGUUGGUGGUUUAAUUAUUCCCGUUGAUUUUGUUGUCUUGGAUGUGGGAGAGGUGAGAGAGAAUGAAAAAGAGCAUACUUUGUUGUUAGGUAGACCGUUUAUGGAAACAACCAACACGUUAAUUGAUGUUAAGAUGGAACUUUAA
Molecule: messenger RNA, 984 nt
Organism: Salvia miltiorrhiza (redroot sage)
Lineage: Eukaryota; Viridiplantae; Streptophyta; Magnoliopsida; Lamiales; Lamiaceae
Exons: 2
Coding region: 1-984 (327 amino acids)
Source: RefSeq, a predicted model, not a curated record